CACAACAAGGCGGCCCCCUGAAAAUCCUAAAAAAUGAGAGAGAGAGAGAGAGGGCCAAUGGUUUGCGAAACUUCCAACAUUGCGAUAAGGACGAAAGAGGCCAAUGGUUUGCGAAGCUUCCACCUCUUCUUUCACAUGCAACGCCACGUUCCGGUUCAGAAAUGGUUCAAGCGGACGACGUAGUUGCAUGAAUUACCAAAUUGCAAUAUAGAGAAUUCGGUUCUUGAGCGCUCUGGAGUGUGAAUUCCUGGUGAUUUCGGGGAAGAAUCGGGAUCUGGAGGGGUUGGAGUUCGUUUGUUGAACUUGACGGUGGAGAUCUAGGGUUGCGUGGCUGAACAAUGGGGAUCUCGGAGGAGACAGUGGUUGCCGUCAUAUUAGUCGGCGGGCCGACCAAAGGGACUCGAUUCAGGCCCUUGUCUUUGAAUAUUCCAAAGCCUCUUUUCCCAUUGGCCGGCCAGCCAAUGGUUCAUCAUCCCAUUUCUGCUUGUAGAAGGAUCCCAAACCUGGCACACAUUUACCUCAUUGGUUUCUAUGAGGAACGUGAAUUUGCGAUCUAUGUCUCUUCAAUAUCCAAUGAACUCAGGAUUCCUGUCAGAUACUUGAAAGAGGACAGGCCACAUGGGUCAGCUGGUGGGCUCUAUAACUUCAGAGAUCUGAUAAUGGAAGAGAACCCGUCACAUAUAUUCUUGCUCAACUGUGAUGUUUGCUGCAGUUUUCCACUGCCUGAGAUGCUUGAGGCUCAUAAGAGAUAUGGUGGAGUGGGAACGCUGCUUGUGAUCAAGGUUAAUCCAGAGUUAGCCAGUGAAUUUGGGGAACUUGUAGCUGAUCCGGUUACCAAUGAACUGUUGCAUUAUACUGAGAAACCCGAAACUUUUGUGAGCGAUCGAAUAAAUUGUGGUGUUUACGUAUUUACACCAGAUAUUUUCACUGCAAUUCAAGGUGUUUCUACACAGAGGAAAGAUAGAGCUAAUUUGAGACGUAUGUCCAGCUUUGAAGCUCUUCAGUCUGCAACUAGGAGCCUACCUUCAGAUUUUGUGAGAUUGGAUCAAGAUAUCCUAUCUCCUCUGGCAGGGAAGAAGCAAUUGUUCACAUAUGAAACCAUGGACUUCUGGGAACAAAUCAAGACUCCUGCAAUGUCUUUGAAAUGCUCGGCUUUGUAUCUUGCACAAUUUCGCCUCACCUCUCCCCAUCUGUUGGCGAGUGGAGAUGGUACGAAGAGCGCCACCAUCAUUGGCGAUGUCUACAUUCAUCCAUCGGCAAAAGUACAUCCAACUGCCAAGAUUGGUCCCAAUGUCUCAAUCUCUGCAAAUGCCCGUAUAGGACCGGGUGUAAGGCUCAUUAACUGUAUCAUUCUCGAUGGUGUUGAAGUGAAGGAAAAUGGAGUCGUUAUCCAUGCAAUUGUCGGGUGGAAGUCUUCUAUAGGAAAAUGGUCCAGGGUCCAGGCCGGAGGAGAUCAUAAUGCCAAACUUGGAAUCACAAUUCUUGGUGAAGCUGUGAAUGUUGAAGAUGAAGUUGUGGUUGUCAACAGCAUUGUACUUCCAAACAAGACUCUGAACGUUAGUGUUCAAGAAGAAAUCAUUCUGUAGUGUAGCAUGACCAUUGCCACCACCAUUCUCCUUCUAUACGUGUAUGUAUUAAUGUAUUUCGUUGUUAUUGCUGUCCAGUAAUAAGUCAAAUUUCAAGAUGCUCUUAGCCUGUUUGUAUACACUGGCGUAUUUCAAAAUAAAAUAAAAUGAAAUAAAUUGGAUGAUUC
Messenger RNA from Diospyros lotus (date-plum), 1753 nucleotides. RefSeq lists its product as uncharacterized. The record is from RefSeq and is a predicted model, not a curated record. Gene Ontology annotation, biological process: biosynthetic process. Gene Ontology annotation, cellular component: cytoplasm. The transcript is spliced from 16 exons. The coding region runs from base 339 to 1586 and encodes 415 amino acids. NCBI's taxonomy places the organism in Eukaryota, Viridiplantae, Streptophyta, Magnoliopsida, Ericales, Ebenaceae.